AAAGUGAAAAUGUUGGAUAACCUUCGUUCACAAAGGGAAGAAGGUAAAUUUUGUGAUAUCGUUUUAAAUGUUGGUGGUAAAACAUUUCCAGCCCAUCGAUCGGUUUUAGCUGCUUCAAGUCCUUACUUUGAAUCAAUAUUGAAAGAAGUUAAAUUAACUAAGGAAGAGAUUACCAUUGGUUGGGAAGAUGCUGAUAGUUUUGAAAUUCUAUUGGAAUAUAUGUAUUCUGGUAAUAUUACUAUUGAUGAGAAAAAUGUCUCUGGUCUUUUAAGGUUAUCCAAUCAUUUUCUUAUUACCAAGUUACAUGGAUUUUGUGAACAAUAUUUGGAACAACGAGAGUUAACUUAUAACGAGGAUGAUGAUGACGAAGAAGAUGAAGAUGAUCUGGUUGAUGAUGAGGAUGGAGAUGUUAUUGAAGAAGAGAUUGAAGAUGAUAAUCUUAAAGAUCAGCCAACUACCGAUACUAAUACAGACCAGGAAAUUGUUAAUACGGAAAAUCCAAAGAAAAGGAGAAAGGUUAAUAAAAAUAAAAGUAGCGUCGAUGGCGGUGGUGGUCAUUCAAACGUAAUUAGUAAAGAGAUUAAAUUGGAGACAAGCGAAACUGGACCUUCUAGGAAGCGAAAAGUGAAAAGUAAAUUCAACAGUGAAGAAUGGAUCACAAGUGAGGCAUCUUCGGCUUCUCGAAAAGUAUCAACCACAGCGACAACCGUAACCAAAUCUGGUGAACAAACUGAUGAGGAUGAAAUGUUCGAUCUUAAUGAAUCAAGUAACGAUCAAAGACCCGCUGGACAAACUGCGUCAUUAGCUCAAUGGAGAGAGGGAAUCAAGUGUCCACAUUGUAGUUAUAUUGGACACAGUGCAACAAGAUUGGAACAGCAUUUAUCUAGAGUACAUGAGGAAGAUACAACAUAUAAAUGUCGUCUAUGCGAGUUUACCUGUAAAUGGAAUCGUGAAUAUUAUAAACACAUGAAGUGUCAUUUUGAUGGUCCACCAUAUAAAUGUGAAGAUUGUGAUUAUACCUGUGAUAGGAUUCAAUUUAUUCUUUCACAUCGAAUGAGACACACCGAUGAGAGACCUUUCAAUUGUGAAAUGUGUCCAUUUAAAUCUCGUACAAAGGGUAAUCUAAUUGUUCACAUGAGAAUUCAUACCGGUGAGAAACCAUAUAAGUGCCAAUUUUGUGAUAGAGGAUUUGCCAUGAAAAACACUUUAGAUCAACACUUGGCUACUCAUCGGGAGGAUAGACCAUUUCUAUGUGAUACUUGUGGUUUCACGACAAAAUAUCAAUCACAUUUACUAUCACAUCGACGUAUUCACACGGGUAAUGUUUUCCAUUGUAAUCACGAGGGUUGUAACUAUUUUUCACCUCGUCGAUCACAAUUAGCUGCUCAUGAGCGGAGUCAUUCAUCGGUUCGAUCACAUAUUUGUGUAACUUGUGGACAAGGUUUCAUUGAGAGAAGUCACUUGGUUCGACAUGAAAGGAUUCACCUUGAAGAUAAACCAUUCAAAUGUACAAAAUGUGAUUACGAGUCAACCCGUCGAGAUAAAUUGAAAGAACAUGUAUUAAAACACCAUUCAGGUGAUUCGAAAAGUCCAGCUCCUUAUAAACCUCGAAAAUCUCGGCGACAAUCUCAGGUUAAUGUUGUUGAAGAAUCAGCGAUUCCCGAAAUUUCCAAUGAUCAACUAAUUGUUACCUCAUCUUCUGGAGAUCAGAUUCAAAUUGCUGCCUCGGAACAAGAAGUUGCCACAGCUAAUUUAAUUUACGAAUAUACAACCGAUGGAGUGACACCAACAACAAUUAAAACUUUGGUUAUACAAAACAUUGAUGGCGAGGGUGACUCAUGUUACCUACAAUUAAAAACAACCAAAUGAUAACAAUUAACUAGACAUUUAAUUGAUAGUAUGUUUGUGUGUGUGUGUAAAAGUAAUUAACUUGACCUUAAUAUUUAAUUUCUUCCUUCAAAAAUGCUUAGAAAAUCAAUUGCUUAUCCAUUACUAUGUUUCCAAUGAAACAAUCAAACUUUACACUCGAUGCAAAGAGAAAUUAACUUUUUAAUUGCAUCAAUCAAAUGUAUUAAUAAUUAUUAAUCAGUUCACUUCUAGGACAUAUAUUCCUUUCUCUCUUCUUUUUUUUUCUAUUGAUUGGAUUUAAUUUUGUGACAAUAAAAUAAAUUUCUAAUUA
This is a messenger RNA of Panonychus citri (citrus red mite), 2179 nucleotides long. Its product is annotated as zinc finger protein 436-like. The transcript has a single exon. The coding region runs from base 10 to 1869 and encodes 619 amino acids. Gene Ontology annotation, molecular function: protein binding. The record is from RefSeq and is a predicted model, not a curated record. Lineage: Eukaryota; Metazoa; Arthropoda; Arachnida; Trombidiformes; Tetranychidae.